This is a messenger RNA of Saprolegnia diclina VS20, 1495 nucleotides long. RefSeq lists its product as hypothetical. Bases 22 to 1428 code for a protein of 468 amino acids. The transcript has a single exon. The record is from RefSeq and is a predicted model, not a curated record. NCBI's taxonomy places the organism in Eukaryota, Oomycota, Saprolegniomycetes, Saprolegniales, Saprolegniaceae.
GCUCGAAUACGGUACAUCGUCAUGCAGCUGCGAUACAUGUGCAAGCUCGGCGUCGUGCUCGGUCUGGCGGCGAUGACGGUGGUCGACGCGGCCAACUUCCGCAUCUACACGUCGACGAACCGCGUCCUCGCCGAGUCCAACGGCAACAUUGUUGUCGCAACGCCGUCGGCCAACAAUGCGAUCAACGAAAUCUUCGACUACACCGACGGCAGCGGCAAGCUCAUGGCGCAGAGUGCGUCUAAGUGUCUCGGCGGGCAGCUCGAGCCCAUGGUGCUGCAAGACGCCGACUUUAACGUGCACAUGAAGCUCCGCCUCGGUCUCUGGUACUGCAUUGGCGACAGUGUCAACGUCCCGUGGCAGUACGACGCGACGUCUCGCCAGUUCAAGCACGACUACUACGACGGGUGGUGCCUCGACGCGGUCACUAGCCCCGUGUCGAUCUACCUCUGCGACCCCGGAAGCGCGACGCAGCGGUUCCGGCUCGUCGCUGCUCAGACGCCGCCACCGACGCCACGACCCAACAAGCCGACACCUCGGGCGCUGCGCAUUCGCGACCACCGCCGCCGCCUCGAGAGUGACAAUCCACCGGGGUUUCGCCUUGCGGAUCCGUCCGAGAAGCUCCUUCCAAUGCGCAUUACGCUGCUAAGCAAGGGCGUGCUCCAGCUCGUGGGCACCGAGCUCUACGUGCAAGAGACACCGCGCAAUACGACCGACGAGUGGUUCGAGUACAACGCCAACCAGCAGACGCUGCGGUCGCUCUCGCCCGAGAUGAACUCGAGCUGUUUAACGCUGCACCCGAGCAACCGCCUCUACUUUAGCUCGUGCUGCGCGCCCGAGAUGUGCCAGAGCCAGCAGUUUGUCUUUUAUAAGAACCGCCUCCGCCACCCGACGUCGUUUUGCGUUGCGCGCAACCAGUACAAGCCGGACGCUGGCAAGCCCAUGGCUGGUAUCUGGUGCAACGACGAGCGCAACACCGACCAGUGGCUCGCGGUGUACAAGGAAGACCCGGGCGCCCCGGACAUUGGCAACCGCCGCCGCCUCGACGCGUUCGACACGCGCAUUCGCGCGGCGAGCGGCAAGCUCAUCUCCGAGUGGACGACCGGUCUCUACGUCAACUGGGCCGUCAACAACAAGAACGAGUGGUUCACUUACAACGACGGCGGCCAUACGUUCCAAGCGCAGAGCAACCGCCAGUGCAUUGAUGCGUUCUGGAGCUCCGACCCGAGCGUCAAAUGGUGGGUGUUGAAGAUCCACACGUUUGACUGCGGGUAUGGCAACCGCAAUCAAGAGUGGUCGGCCGAGUUCAACCACAUCAAGCACCUCAACCACGCUGGCAUGUGCAUGGAAGCACGCAACGACGGCACGCUCGGCGUCAACUCGUGCAAAAAUGGCUUUACACCGGGCGAAUGGCUCGAACUCUACCGGUAGGGCGCGAUAUGAUUUAUAUAAGAUAACUAUGGAUGGAUCAAAUGGAGUAUACCUUGUGAUUCAACGA